AUCGGCUUCCCCCUCCCGUUCACGCUCGUGUGCGAGUCUGGUAUCGGCAUGCUCAUCAUGGGCUUGGGCAUGAUGGCCGCUUGGGGCCACUUUCUUCUUAGAGACCCUAUUGGACGCCUUGCAUUCACUCGUCACUUUACGUUAGAGACGAUGCAAGCCAGCAUGGUGUGGGUGUAUCCAGCGUACGCCUACGUCUUCAACGAGCUCUCAGGAGGACGCCAAAUCGCCGCGAUGGCGCUGUUGCCAGUGAUCAAGACGUUCUACAAGAACGCGUUUGCUCGUAUGCUGCGUGAACGUCAAGAUCUUCAACCUUGCCUCGUGGUGUUUAGUGCGGAGUUAUAUCACGUGCUGUUUCUGUCGUGGUGUAUGAACGGCUCCGUCUCGAAGGCGACCAUUGUUUCGUUCAUGCUCGUUGACGUCCUGGAAGCGGUUAUUGCGUUGCAUGAAGUUGACAACGCGGUCGUUCGUAUCACUUCCAGCGUUACGGCCAGUGUAAACGUCCACGGGCUGUCUGCUUGCUCGAGUCUGGUGGACUUGGCAGUGGCAGCGCAGCAAUCGAUGAUUACUUCGGACUCUAGCGCUGACACGGCGAUUUUCCGCGAGUUCGUGCACCACUCCGCUCGGUUGCUGUAUUUGACCGAGUUCGUGUUACUUAUUGAGUUCACCGAAGUCAUGAUUCCCUGUAUGUACAGUCUUUAUCUGCUAGCGGCCUAUCACCUGCCCAACCGCGUGUACUUAAACAUCAUUCACGACAAGAGCAUUGAAGAAAUCUCGUACAACAUCUUCGCACUCUUGGGCUACUCGUCCCUGGAGAUCGUGUCUCUGACAGUGCUGGGAGUAAUCCUGCAGCGGCGCACUCGAGUCUCCGUGCUACGGCAACUCGCGUUCGUUCUUGAGACCAACUGGGCGCUCGUGCAGGCCAAUAUCUGCCUCUGGGUCACUCUAGCCAUGCAAGCGCCCCUGGAGCACUACGGAGUGGACUUCUCCUUCCAAUUCAAGUGGCUC
Messenger RNA from Phytophthora sojae, 1005 nucleotides. RefSeq lists its product as hypothetical. The transcript has 3 exons. Lineage: Eukaryota; Oomycota; Peronosporomycetes; Peronosporales; Peronosporaceae. The record is from RefSeq and is a predicted model, not a curated record. The annotation marks the transcript as partial.